Molecule: messenger RNA, 2503 nt
Organism: Ilex paraguariensis (yerba mate)
Lineage: Eukaryota; Viridiplantae; Streptophyta; Magnoliopsida; Aquifoliales; Aquifoliaceae
Source: the annotation of a GenBank genome assembly
AUGGGAAGCAAAUGGAGGAAAGCGAAAACGGCUCUUGGUUUGAAUCUGUGUCUGUACGUUCCUAGAGCUAUUGAUGACUCGUCGGUUCCAUCGGAGAGACUGUCUGAUGCUGCUUUGCUUUAUCCGACGAUGCCGAUGACGCCGACGCCUUCUUCGCACGGUUUGAGGUUGUCCAAGAGUUUUAGCAGAUCUUCGAAGAAGACUUGCUCAAUAUGUUUGGCUUCAAUGAAAAGGGGGGAUGGCCAUGCUAUUUUCACUGCAGAAUGUUCGCAUUCCUUCCAUUUCCACUGUAUUGCUUCGAAUGUGAAACAUGGCAACCAAAUUUGCCCAGUUUGCAGAGCAAAUUGGAAAGAAAUUCCUUUGCAGGUUCCAAGUUUAGAUCCUCCCCUGGGAAGGGCUAGAGUCAAUCCUAUCGAAUUGCCCCAAAAUAAUGCUUUGAUGGCUGUAAUUAGCCGACUGCCUCCCCCUCGUCCAAAUGGCAAUCGGCACACUACACUAUUUCAGGCUCCUGAGCCAGCUGUCUUCAACGACGAUGAAUCCUUAGGUCAUCAAUCUGAGUCUGCUGAGAGGACCUUCUCUAAUAAAAUUGCUGCAGAUAAUGAUUCACACAGAACAAUGAAGAUCCAAACAUACACAGAAGUUCAAGCGGUCCCAUGGUUCAAUGCUUUGGAUAACUUCACUGUCCUGAUCCAUCUCAAAGCUCCUAUUUCACUGUCAGAACAAACUCCCAAUAGCAAUCAGGCUAAUUUGCCCCACAUUUCUCAAACUGUUCGAGCUCCAGUCGACCUUGUCACGGUUCUUGACAUCAGUGGCAGCAUGGCAGGUACCAAGCUGGCUUUGCUAAAGCGAGCUAUGGGGUUUGUGAUACAGAACCUCGGUCCCAAUGACAGGCUGGCAGUCAUUGCCUUCUCGUCAACAGCUCGCCGCCUCUUCCCCCUUCGUAGGAUGUCCGACACUGGGAAGCAGCAGGCAUUGCAAGCUGUUAACUCUCUGGUUGCAAACGGCGGGACAAAUAUUGCUGAAGGCUUGAGAAAGGGUGCCAAGAUAAUGGAAGACCGAAGGGAAAAGAACCCAGUUGCCAGUAUAAUACUCUUGUCUGAUGGGCAGGACACAUAUACAGUCGGUAGUUCUGAUGGUAAUCAACGUUUACCAAAUUACCAGUUGCUCCUUCCUCUGUCUAUUCAUGGUGAAGAUACUUCAGGUACGAAGAUUCCUGUACAUGCUUUUGGGUUUGGCACAGAUCACGAUGCUUCUUCAAUGCACUCAAUUUCAGAGAUUUCGGGAGGGACAUUUUCUUUUAUCGAGAGUGAAGGUGUGAUCCAGGAUGCAUUUGCACAGUGCAUUGGGGGACUUUUGAGUGUCGUGGUCAAGGAUUUGCAUGUGAGUAUAGAGUGCGCGCACUCAAGUGUCCAUCUUCACUCUUUAAAAGCGGGAAGUUACUCAAAUUGUGUGAUGUCUGAUGGGCGCACUGGAUUCAUUGAUGUUGGAGAUUUAUAUGCUGAUGAGGAGAAGGAUUUUCUUGUUUCAAUUAACAUUCCAGCAGAGAAUUCAAGCAAUGAAACAACAUUGUUAAAGGUGAGAUGUGUUUACAACGAUCCCUUGACAAAAGAAAUGGUGACAUUAGGAAGUGAAGAAGUUAGGAUUGAGAGAACUGAAACAGCUAGACAAGAGUUAGAGUCAAUUGAAGUUGACAGGCAACGCAACAGGCUCCAAGCAGCCGAGGCAAUGGCACAAGCAAGAACUGCUGCUGAGCAGGGAGACCUGAAGGGUGCAGUAUCUAUCCUCGAAAUCUGCAGAAGGGUGUUGUCAGAAACUGUAUCAGCUAAAUCUCACGAUCGGCUCUGCGUUGCUUUGGAUGCUGAGCUUAAGGAAAUGCAAGAGAGAAUGGCAAGCAGGCAUGUAUACGAGGCAUCAGGAAGAGCUUAUAUUCUAUCAGGACUGAGCUCACAUUCCUGGCAGAGAGCAACAGCUCGAGGUGACUCUACAGAUGGGUCAAGUCUUGUUCAGGCUUAUCAAACCCGAUCAAUGGCUGAGAUGCUUAGUCGUUCUCAGGCUACUUUAUUGGGUAGUCCAUCUGCUCAGAGGCUUGUUCAACCAGCGUGGUCAUUUGCAUCACAACCAAAGCCAAGGUAAUCUAGGACUAUUUUGUAAUCUUUGAGUCACAACUAUAUAUAGUUUGGCGUGGGGAUAAGGUAAGAGAGACAAAAGAGCGUUUUUGGCUGUCAAUAUUGUUCCCGUUUUAGGUAUGUAAAAUAAUAAACAUCGGUAAAGGAUGGAAAAAUAUAAUGGGAGGAAAAGGGAUGUUAGGUUUUAUAACCUUCUGUUUUUGUUAUUUUUUUUUUCCUUGUGUUAUUGUUGGGGGUGAUGUAGAUAAGGGGAAAUAGUUUUCAUCUAUUGAGAUAAGUGGGUAUAAAGUUUGUAAUUGUGGGUAUAGGUGGGGUGAAACUAUUGACCAUGUGUAAGUUUCCUGCAAUGUGAUUCUUUUCACAAAGUUUUGUUGAUG